ACAAUCUCACUUCCAGGUGGUUUCUUAGAAAGCACAGAGAGAGUGAGAGGAAGAAGACGACGACGACGACGACGAUGGCGAUGACGGGGUUGGGAAAGCACAAUUAAUUCCUUUUCCUUCUCUGAAAUUUUUCUUCACGGUUACUUCACCGUCGUCUACCGCCAUAAUUUUUUGGGUUUUUUUACCAGGCAAUAAAAUACCGAUUUCACCCUUUGGAGUCCCGAAAAUCCCGACUUUGUACUCGACAUCGUGACCCAAGUCUUCGUUUUCUAUCAUUUGGGUUGAUUGCUGUUGCUGCUGCAGCAGGCAGGAACCAUUUGGGCAUCCCGUUCCCUUGGUCUCAAAUUUUGAGUCUCUCUGGCUUUCUAGUUUCUACUCCUUUUCCCCACAAUUCUUUGCCAUCAUCUUUUUGCUUUCUUCUAAAUUCGGAUACCCAAAAAUGGCAGUCUCUUUCACUCCUUUGCCAUGGUGUUGGUGGGGUGGGACAGAGAAGGAGCCUGCUAACAAUGGCUCCUCAGUGAAUUCUUCUUUUGAGUGUGGUUUUGGUGGUAUGAGGGACCCCGGGGCGGUUCAAUUCCCUUCCGUUAAGGGCACGAAAAUGGCCUCGUCACCGCGAAAGGUUAAGAGGAAAUGGCUGAGUAGGGAAGAGAGGAGGGUUGAUAGGGAGUAUGAUAUUGUUAUUGUACCAUCAGAUGGUGGUGAAAUUUUGUCAGGGUCGGAGUCCGAUGACUCGGACUGGUCUAUUGGGUGGUUGGAGCCUCAUGGCCCGGGUUUCCAGAGUGACGAUGACAAAUCGGAUAAUAGUUAUGCAGUGCUGGUCCCUUGCUACAGCCCUGGCUGCAAGGAGGUGGUGGAGGAUUCCAACAAUGAGCUCUUGAGUGCCAUCAAGAACCUCUCUGAUGAAUUCUCUUCUGAUUGCAAGAACUAUAUGAAACAGUGGCUUUCUUCUCUUCAGAACUUCGACGCAUAAAUAAGCUGAUAUAUAUAUCUCAAAAUUGGCCCUAUUUUGAUGAGUUCUUCUCUGUGUGAUCCUUUUUUCGAAGACUCAAGUCUGUUACAUACUUGUAUAAUAGUAGAAAAUAUUUAGAAUGCGAUUAGGCCGCCCUGCACCAGUAGAAUCGAGCCGAGAAGCACAGAAGAUUAACAUUCAUCAGACUUAUGUGGAUGAUUUCGACGCCCCUUAAAUUUUGAGGACGGGUGGGCAGACACUUCGUGCUUUCCGGUAUGCUGGAUGCUAAUUGUCACCCUUCUGCUAUUAUCAAAUAUCCUUGGAGAAUGCUUUUUUUGGGGUUGUAAAUAAUAUGAUCAUGUUUGUGGUC
Messenger RNA from Pyrus x bretschneideri (Chinese white pear), 1319 nucleotides. RefSeq lists its product as uncharacterized. The record is from RefSeq and is a predicted model, not a curated record. Lineage: Eukaryota; Viridiplantae; Streptophyta; Magnoliopsida; Rosales; Rosaceae. Bases 440 to 970 code for a protein of 176 amino acids. The transcript has 3 exons.